AUGGAGUGGUGUUCUGAAGAAUGCCCUAAAGGUUACAGAAGAACAGCGAUAAAAGGAAUUCAUCAUUGCUGCUUUGACUGUGUUCAGUGCUCAAAUGGAGAAAUAUCUAAUGAGACAGACAAAGGAUCGUGCAUAAAGUGCGCAGAAGACCAGUGGCCUAACGAUAAGAACCAGUGUGCUCCAAAACCUACUGAUUUUCUCUCCUAUGGCAAUGAUGUAAUAGCAAUUGUUGUCUCCGUCAUUUCCAUAAUACAUUUUGUUAAAACAUCGAUCAUCUUGGUUAUCUUCAUCGUAUACCGAGACACCCCAGUUGUCAAAGCUAAUAAUCAAAGCCUGUGCUUCCUCAUACUAGUCUCCAUCAUGUUAAACUUCCUCAGUGUACUUUUGUUCAUUGGCCGCCCAGUACAUGUCACCUGCCUGCUGCGCCACACCUCAUAUGGUAUCAUCUGCUCACUGACUAUGUCCUGUAUUUUGACCAAGACUAUUAUGGUCUAUCUAGCCUUCAAAGCCGUCAAACCUGGAAGUUGCUGGAGGAAAUGUAUUCAAGCAAAAUGUAUCCACUGCGUUGUCUUUAUUUUUUCAUUUAUUCAGGUCCUAAUUUGCUUCAUAUGGUUAUGCAUUUCCCCUCCUUUUCCAGAAAUGAAUACCCACUUAUGUCUAGAAAAAAUUAUCAUUCAGUGUAAUGAAGGUUCUAUGGUGGCAUUUUCAAUAUUCUUGGGCUACAUGGGGCUUCUAGCAGCUGUGAGUUUCAUUGUGGCUUUCCUGGUCAGAAAUUUACCAGAUAGUUUUAAUGAGGCCAAAUACAUCACCUUCAGCAUGCUGGUGUUCUGCAGCGUCUGGAUCGCUUUUAUCCCGGCUUAUAUGAGCGUUACAGGGAAGAACACUGUGCUUGUAGAGAUAUUUGCUAUCAUUUCUUCGAAUGAAGGAAUCCUUGCCUGCAUAUUUUUUCCAAAAUGUUAUAUUAUUCUGAUAAGACCAGAUUUAAAUACAAAAAAUGUUUUGUUAAGGAAUGCUCACUAA
Messenger RNA from Nanorana parkeri, 1020 nucleotides. RefSeq names its product vomeronasal type-2 receptor 26-like. NCBI's taxonomy places the organism in Eukaryota, Metazoa, Chordata, Amphibia, Anura, Dicroglossidae. Gene Ontology annotation, biological process: G protein-coupled receptor signaling pathway. Gene Ontology annotation, molecular function: G protein-coupled receptor activity. The record is from RefSeq and is a predicted model, not a curated record. Gene Ontology annotation, cellular component: membrane. The transcript has 3 exons. Bases 1 to 1020 code for a protein of 339 amino acids.